This is a messenger RNA of Amoebophrya sp. A120, 6214 nucleotides long. The record is from the annotation of a GenBank genome assembly. Lineage: Eukaryota; Dinophyceae; Syndiniales; Amoebophryaceae.
AGCAAAUUUAUUUCAAGCCAAGAUCGUUCUACCAGCAACACUAUUUUUCCGUUUUUUUUUUACCGGGAUGUUAUUUCCUUUAAAGAAGCAACCUAAACCUGGCUCUAAUUCAUUUUGUUUAUCUCGUUGUCCACUUCGCUUGAGAACUAGGCAUCCUGCUUGUACUACAUGAACGGUUAUUUUCCGGCCCAUGUGCCACAAGAAAGCGCGCCUAAGGGGAAUGUCGCGGCCGCGCGGAAGUUUGUCUGCUAGUGCUCCGGGAGGUCGUCGUAAAGGAACCCUGUACACCAGCCGGGACUAGUUUUGCGACGAAGAUAUUCGCCCCAGAUGAACUCAACACCUCGAUGGGCCGGGAGUACCUCCUAACUGGGACUGGUGGCACAAACAGUAUCAGUAAGACAAAUCCACCCGCUGCUGGUCGUGUGCUUGUCCAGCUAGAAGUACGCCUUCCCGUGGCCAGGUGAAGUAUUGCUAUCGACGCAGAGUGCGGCUGGACCCUACCGCGCAAGAAGGGGUUACAGAUGACGGGAACGACUAUAUCCAAGGAAAAAAGUGUUACAGUUACACAUUUGUAGUCAAUUCAGCAACACAAAUCUCUCUGCAUGAGAGAGAAAACUGGUAAUGCAGAAAUCCUACGGGAAAACACCUAUGAAACGAGGCUCCUAUGCAUAUCCGGCAUGACAGAGCUUGUCUGUCUUGCUUGGCCUGCAACACGAUGUGUAACUGUAACACUUUUUUCUUGCGAUAGACUAGAGGAGCGACUCCCGACCCUUCCCGGUCGCGGAGUGCGUCGUCCGCGAGUUGCAGCGGGUCGUCCGUAUCAAGUGUAAAAAUGUCUGGGUCUGGAAGAGUCAUGCUGUUUUUGCAUGACACAGAAGGUCUGGCAUGGAAGCUCUAGCAUCACAGGUUUCGAGAAGCUUCCGCGAUGCCGAAUCCGCAUGACAAGUCCCCUAUUUUGCUGACAGAAAGUGGGCAGCUUUUGCUGCGUAUGCAUGAGAGACUUUUCUGUGUUCUGAAAUACGCAUUACAUUCCAGACCCAGACAUUUUUGCAUUUGAUAGUCCGCCACGCCAAACGACGAGGCGAGCCACGGCGCAGCUCCGGCCGCGGCGGUCGUGAACAGUUCUUCUGCAGCUACGCCUCCCGAAGGACACCAGCCUGCAGGGCCCCCGGGAGCAGUGCCUCCAGUAGUGCAGCAGCCCAGUGGGAAUUUUCUAAGAAGGCUGCAACAGAGGUUCUUUCCUUGGCGACCGCUGCCGUGGUGGGUCAUUCUCGUCGGCACCGUGUACUUCUUCUCCGACGUGCGAUGGAGGUAAAAAGAUUUUCUAUCCGUUUACGUAGAAAAGCGAAAUAACGCGGUCUAAUUUCUGGAGCACCACCAGCGAAGAGGACGUCGGCAAGAGGAGGCUGUUUAGUUGUAAGCAUAGUCCUGAUCAUGUUCCUUUUGCGCACACCAGGAACCUGUGUUUUAUACUACUAAACAAAGAUAGCAUGAUCUUGAAAAACCCCGACAGGUAUCACGAGAGUCCUUGCAGCGUUCUCGGGCUUCCGACCACGUUCACCACCACUUCCAUAAAGCGCGCGUUCCGGACCAUCUCCCUGUGCACCCACCCCGACCGCCUGCGGUCGACGCUAAAGCGACAGCCGACCAGCAGCGAGGAGCGGGUAGGGCAAACGUUGUUCAACCGGCACACGGACGCGCGCGACAAGCUUGUGCGGUUUUUGGAGAUCAAGGUUAUCCAUUGCAUAUUAUGUCUGGGUCAUCUGGAUGAGGCCGCGCGAAACACGUUUUUCGGGCCGGAUAUUCCAAGUCCACCGCAUGACAAACGCAGCUUCACCGCAUGCGAAGAACAAUUCUACACCAAUUCUAUUUUUGUUGCGCCCCCACGUUUAUUUGAAAUCUCGCACCUUGGUGCGAAUCCAGACCCGGAUCGGUAUUUGCAAUGCAUAGGGGAGAAGCGGCGGCAGUUGCGACGGGAGCGGAAGAACAAAAAGCGAAAGAAGGAAAAGCUACCACCCCUACCGGACGAGGAGGACGUUGUAAUGGAGGCAAGGUGCGAAGAUCUGGACGCGACCAACUGGGGAGAGUUGUGGAAGGCGUUCGCAAGCUACCAGGCGGUCGAGGAGAUAUACGAGGCGACGAAAGCGUUUCUCUACUCGGUAUAUAUCUUUGCCAUAAGUGUUCGCACGCUCAUAUAAUUUUCCGCGGGGUUACAACCUGCUGCGGUUCGGCCAUGCGCGCCAGUGUUGGGAACAGGAAACGUACCUGGCGGGAAACACUAGCGCGGUUUUGAUUUUCUACCUACUUAUCAGAAAUGCCGACAAUCAUUGUAUCAGAAAUGCCGACCGUCAUUGUAUUUUAGAAAUACCGACAAUAAUUUCAUCAGUACAGCAACUAAUUGGAAGAGAGUCGUGGAAGAAGUAUCUACUUGCAAUAAUUAAAAACAGCUGAUCACCUUCGAGGCGGGUUUUCUCACGACUGUGGCGCUGUCCUUUUGGUUUAUUUUCCUGUAUCGAAUGCUGAAAGAGCUGUUUUCCUGGGGCGUGAGCGCAGGUAGAAGUUGUGAGACUUUUAAUACGUUGCCGGCUGCUUCUUCUGGAUGAUUUUUUGCUUGCGCAAUCCGAUACUUGCACCGUUCGGGAGGAAGUUACUUAGUUUAUAUAGCAUUUCGAUCUACUCGAAGAUGUCGACGCGUACGACCGCAAAAAUCCCUUGAUCCUCAGGUUUUGCCCUGCCCCUCUACAUCGUCGGCGCAACCAUCUCGCGGCCACUGCCGACCCUCCUGCGGUUUUUUUCCUUGCCGUUUUUGCGGGUGUGGGUCUUCACCGAAGAGCUCCGAGGGCUCUCGAAGCAAAAAGAAGAGGACUCGAAGGAGGACAACGUCUCGCCCCGCGGUAGCCCCGCUUCGAAGGCCGACAAGAAGAAGAAGAAGGAUGGUGAGGUAGAACAAACGGAGAUGACGAAAGUAAAAAGGAGCACCAGGCAUCUGCAGGCAGAAGUGGAUACGACGAUAAGAAAGAGGAUAAAAGUAAGAACAACAGAGGAGACAGUGGAACCGGAGGUCGCAGGUAUCUGCUUCAUCAUUACAGUCUGGGAAAUGAUGCGUUCCGUAUAGCGCCGUGUGUGCAUUGUUCUCUCCAUAAUUAACUGCUGUAUUUUCUUUCAUCUUCAUACACGGGUCGUCAGCAAGAUCCUGUGGAAAUAAUGCAAAACAUGAUGAUCUUCUUGAUGCUCACGCUUCCACAUCUUAACAGGCCCCCCCGGCGACCCCGCAACACAGCUGGAAUCCCCCGCGAUAUCGCCACAACAGCCACCGAUGGUUCUCGUGGGUCCCGACGGACAGCCCAUGCCCCAGGCGGUCAUCAUCCCCCGGUCGACACUGACGAUAUCAACGUGAAAAGUGCCCCUACCACAGAAGGAGGAAAUAUUUGGACUAAAUUGCAAAACUUUGUUCCAGCGGAAGAAUCAGCGGCACAAGUUUUUCUUGCAGAAUAGCAAAAGCCCAGCAGCAGCAGUGCUUUUUCUGGAAGAUGCGUCGAGCGUCUAGAACCUGCUAGACUCGUGGUCCGAUAAGAGAGUCAGAAAGUUUUCAUUCGGAAAUUUUGCAUCAGAAUAUUAGAUUAUCGAGCCCCACGACGCCCACCGGCAUUGCCGUAACAGGAGGUUAAUGCGUGUGUGGGACGUAGUCAGAAGUUUGCCGCAGAAAUUUUUAUCACUUCCCAGGACAACGGUAGGUGUCUGCACUUUUCAGUUUGAUAGACGACGAUGGAGAUUCUCCGGCUGAAAGCGGACUAUCCCAACAAAGCGAGACUCGACGUGGCAACGGCGACGCAGUUCGACAUCUUGCUUCCCCUAACGAAACCGAUCAUACCCCUACUCAUGCUGAUCUGCACCGGGCAGGUGUGGAACGGGAUAAUAUCCAGCAUCGUCAUUUCCCAGUUCCUCCGGUCCUGCGUGCCCCAGCUGAACUACGAAACGCACCACUUGUUGUGUUUGGUCUUCGGCUUCCUGCACACCAUGCUCGGCGUAAGUCCAGAGCAGGUAAUAUUGUCUCUUGCCUUUUCUUCAUAGCUCUUUCGAGUAGACAGUUGGAAGAGGCUACUACAUUUAUUGCUUCUCCUGCUUUAUUGCGUCUCUCCUUCCCCUUCAUCAAGUGCACGUCCAGUGACUCCAACUGCGAGGCCCAUAUGCAUUGCAAAUAUGUCGGGAUUUGCUGAAAAGUUGUGCGUGCUUCGCUCGCAUCAUGCAGCCUGCUAUUAUUUGACGUCUGUCACACACGCAUGGUGCCCACGCGCAUCUCCGUUUGAUGCAUGUCUAUCAUGUGAAAGGAGAAAAAUUGCUCUUAUGGGCGCUGCCGCUGCCUAUAGCCUAAUAUGCUUCACAAAAAUUGCACCACAAGCACAACAUCAAACUUCUGGCGAUGCUCGCACGACCAAAUCGGUGAACCUAAUAUAGGUCGAAGCGCACGCGGACAAGGAGAACGCAGUGCUGCUGCUCCAGUGGAACUGGGGCUUCAAAGACAUGGUCUCCAUCCUGAACAUGGUCAUGCUGGGCGCUUUCGUCGCUUCCCUGUCCCUAUCCAUUGCAAAUAUGAUUGGGUCUGGAAGAUUGCAACGGAUGCCAUGCCGUUUUUCAAUGCGCCGCAAGGACGGCCUAGCUGCAUGACACAUUCUGUAAGUUCUUUAGCAUGCCUAUGCUGCAUCUUGAGAAGUGGUCUCGUCUCAACUUGUUCGAAACUGGGCAAAAACUUUUGGCAGUCAUGCAACACAAAUAAUUUUGGUGCCACCUAGUACAGGAUGUUGCGUCAGCAGCACCAGGUUGCAUGUUGCCCCACCCCAACCUAUUUACAUUUGAUAGUCCCGGAACGGCAACGAGCCGCAGUUCUGCAACAGCUUCGCGAGCGGCAUGGGGUUGCGCCUGUUGACCACGCUCCCCUUUCUCACCGACGAGGAGACCAGUUGGAUCCCGGGAACGGUGAACGGGUGGACGCAGUUCUGGGAGCAGCUGCAGGCCGACUUGAACCUGCGGUUCCAGUCCGUAUUGUGAGGAAAAAUGCCCCCACCCCCAAACCCAAAGUUGCAAAACAUUGUGAUGCGAAGUUUCCAAAUGAAAACUUUCUGGCAUGCAUGAAUGGAGUAUGAACCUUUCGGAUGCAGAAUCUAGUCUUGUAUCGCAUCGCUUGCAUGACAGGCGCCGCUCUUGCUGGUGUCUUUUGCAAUACAAAUUUUUGGUAUAAUUCACGACCGUAGACCUGUGAUGCUGAUAGAUGCAAGAGGGCGAAUGUUUCACUUGGAAAGGUUUGCAAUACAAAUGCUCCCAAGUUCAGGGGUAGGGGGCAUUUUUCAUUGUAAUAGUCCGUGGACGCGCUUCUGACCAACGCGGAGAAGGACAUCGGCGACUGCGGCGGCGGGUUCUACCGCCACAUCACGCAGGACGAGGGGUACGCAAAGUACUUUUCGGUUACCGUCAAGGCGUUUCUCCUGGUCCUCCCCCUGCUCUCCGCGCUGCAGUGGAUCCACCGCGCGCUCCAGGGGUCGAAGGUCUUCCACAAGCGGGCGGCGCGGAGCGGGACCGCGUCGAGGCGGUUUCUCCGCGUGGGGACGAGGCUCACCCUGGGGCUGGCCGGUCUGGUGCAGGUCGGGCUCCUGCUCUACUUCAACCUGAACGCGGCCAACGGCGGGCUGCUCAACCUCUGGCUGGCGUUUUUGCUCGGCUCGGUGUUCGAGAGCUACCUGGCCUGUGAGGACCUCCGAGGCGCCUUUCGCCAGUUCGUCACCGCGAUUGUGUUUAUCUUCAUAUAGAAGUGUGGUUUUUGUGUAUGAGCCAGAAGUGCUCGCAGAUCAUACGGCACUACGUUUUUGGGAAUAAAGCACAAGCAUCGUAUUUAGAAGUGUAAUUUUAUUGACAGUUGGCGACGAGCACAUGGCCUUGGUCACUUGGUUCUACCCCGAAAAGAGAACAAUGUGGAAAGCCGAAGUAUUGUGGUUUUUUACAUCACGUUGCUAUAGUAGUACCCCCCUUUCACGUUCAACAGUGAACAGCCCCCGACGACAUAUUUCCUUGUUAUAACAAACGCCGUUGGAGGCUGUUUAGCAGUAAAAACGCGUAAUAGUUGUAGGCUCUGACGAAGCGAUUAUUCGCCAAGGUUCGUUGCUGCGACGGAAAGGCCAAAGUGGUACAAUGUUACCGCCCUCUGGUAUUCGGUGGAUUCGUG